AGCCGUCAUACAUGGCCGUCAUUUCCGUUUUUGGCUUAAACGAAGAAGCACGUGUGUGGACGUCUAGGAAUACUUGAACAUGGAAAACGAGCAAGAGGAAACGAGUGUCGGCGACGAUCAGUUGAACGGCGACACCGCUACUGAGGUUAAUGACGACGCGCCGACCGUUGACGCCACGGAUGAAAAAACGGAACAACAGACAAAAGCAAACGGAAAAGACACGGAAGAAGAGGAGCCUUCUGAGGAUCUUUUGACGAAGAUUAAGGCACAAGUAGAGUACUACUUUGGCAAUGUAAAUAUGCAGAGGGACAAAUUUCUCAUUGAGCAAACAAAACUGGACGAAGGCUGGAUUCCAAUGACCGUCAUGUUAAACUUCAAAAUGCUGGCUUCUCUCAGCAAAAAUGUCGACGUAAUUCUGAAGGCUUUGGAAACUAGCGAUCUCAUUGAGAUGUCUGAGGACAAGAAAAAGAUACGUCGCUCGCUGAAGCAUCCUCUACCGGAAUUUAAUGAAGGAUAUAGGAAGGCUCAGGAGGCUCGAACGGUUUAUGUCAAAGGCUUUCCGUUGACUGACACAACUAUUGACAAACUGAAAGCUUUUUUCGAACCGUAUAAGCCAUUUGAAACGAUUGUGAUGAGAAAAUAUCAAGAUAAAGAUAAGGUUUUUAAAUUCAAAGGAUCUGUUUUUGUACAAUUUGAGACUGUUGAUGUCGCCGAUGCAUUUAUGAAAGCAGAAUCGGUAAAAUAUGAAGAUACUGAAUUGCUAAGGAAAUGGGCUGCGGAUUAUAAUGCAGGAAAGGCACAAGAAAAAGAGGAACGUAGAAAAAAGAAAGCAGAUAAGACGAAGAAAACUACAGAGCAAAAAGAGACUGAGGGUGAUGAAGAACAACCUGCAGCGACAGAUAAUAAAUUGCCAAAAGGUUCAAUUAUUUUCUUUUCUGGCGUUUCUAAGACGUGUACAAGAGAAGAUAUUAAAGAAUGUUUAGACAAAUUUGAUGCUGAUAUUGCAUACAUCGAUUUCCAAAGGGGGCACACAGAAGGCUGGGUACGUCUGCAGGGAGAAAAUGCUGCGAAACCUGUGUUAGACAAGACAGACGAAGGCAAGGUAGUAAUCCAGGACAUUAAAGUUACCUGCAAAAUCCUCGAGGGUGAGGAAGAAGAUAAAUACCUUGCUAAAGUAAUGGAAGAGAUGGUAGCUUCGAAGAACAAAUAUAAUAAAGCCAAGCGAGCCGGUAAGAAAGGACGUGCGCGAGGUGCGAAGAAGAGAGGUAGCAGUCCUUCGCGUGACGCAGUUCUGGCUAAGAAGAAAGCUGUCGAGUAAGAUCGAUUCAUUCUGAAAACUUCAAAGUUACAUAUGUAUAUUACACUGUAUUUUCAAUGUAUUGACUAGUUAUAUAUAGAAAAGGAACACUAAAUUAUGCCUGGCAUAAUUUAUUACACGAGAAACUCAUCUGGUUUAAACUUUUUGUUACUUUUCCUUUUGAUGUAUAUUGUUUUAGAUACCUUGAGAAUAUAGCCUCGUCUAUAUUUGGUUAAA
This is a messenger RNA of Temnothorax curvispinosus, 1534 nucleotides long. It is a transcript of the gene La, whose product is annotated as la protein homolog. Gene Ontology annotation, biological process: positive regulation of translation; RNA processing. Gene Ontology annotation, molecular function: RNA binding. Lineage: Eukaryota; Metazoa; Arthropoda; Insecta; Hymenoptera; Formicidae. The coding region runs from base 80 to 1318 and encodes 412 amino acids. The transcript has 8 exons. Gene Ontology annotation, cellular component: ribonucleoprotein complex; cytosol; cytoplasmic stress granule. The record is from RefSeq and is a predicted model, not a curated record.